AGUUCGUGUGGUUAAUCAGUUAACAAAAUAAACCCAUAAGUGAUGGCUACGCUAAUGAUGAAUUUUGUUAUUCUGGGGCUGCUGCUGUGCCUGGAAGCAGUCCCCAAUGGGCCGAACUUUUACGACCGGCUCCAUAUUUGCACGCUACCCAGUGAGUUUGGCCACUGCCGCGAAAGACAGAUACGGUGGUAUUACGACAUAACGUCCAAGUCUUGCCAGCCCUUCUACUACAGUGGAUGCGGUGGAAAUUAUAAUCGAUUCUUACGCAAAAGCGGAUGCUCGGACUACUGCAUGGAUCCGGACUACCCUGGGUUUUAAUAAACUUUAUUUUGCUAACCGUAGAAAAUAAUGGAUAACAUAUUUGGAGCAUUGUAUUAGCUUAAGCUAUAACAGAUGUAGCCAUGUGGUAUGGAGUACAUAUAUAAUCUAGACUUAUACAUUUGCAUUUUGCUAUCUUAUUUAAAUCGAAAACUAAAACAGAUUUUCCCUUAUGUAAACAAAGGUCUGGUUUUCGUAUAUAAGAGCCUGACGACUUAUUGUCGAGCAAUCAGUUGACAAAAUAAA
This is a messenger RNA of Drosophila obscura, 564 nucleotides long. RefSeq names its product kappaPI-actitoxin-Avd3c-like. The record is from RefSeq and is a predicted model, not a curated record. NCBI's taxonomy places the organism in Eukaryota, Metazoa, Arthropoda, Insecta, Diptera, Drosophilidae. The coding region runs from base 43 to 318 and encodes 91 amino acids. Gene Ontology annotation, molecular function: serine-type endopeptidase inhibitor activity. The transcript is spliced from 2 exons.